CUAGUGUCUUGCGUCUUCGAUAUGGCAAUGGUGGAUAAUUCCUACGUCCUAUUCUCUCGCUUGUGCGUUGAGCUUUUUCACGAGCUUCCUCCAGUUCCAUCAGAUGAGUCUCACGGCCAUAUCACAACUUUUGAGACACUGUUUUUGCGCAAAUGCCAAACAGAGCUUGAAAACUCAUCCCCCAAGACAGAACAACUACCAUUGGUUUAUGUUGAUGAAUCAAACUAUUACAGAUUCAUCAAAACCGUAAGGGUUUUGGCUCAAGUUUUCAACGACAGGAAGAUCACUGAAACAACACGGAAACACAUUGUUCAGGUGCUGAUGAAUCCCAUCUUGCCACCUGAGAGGAACACUGAUGCAAUGAAUUUGUUUCUCUACUCCAUUGGAAAACUAGCUGACUUCCACUUCACUGAUAAUAAUUUAAAUUUCAAUCAGCUUGUUCAAAUUUCUCAGGCUGUAGAGCUGGAGAGCAAUUAUAAUGAACAAGUCAAGCUUAGGGAAGAGGCAGAAGAUGCACUUGCUAGAACUAAGGAAGAAGUGGAGACGAUGGAACGUUUACUUGAGUCUUACAAGGAAGAACAAGGUAUAUUGCAACUUGAAGCUCAAGCCUUGGAGCUCAAGCAUGACGCAGAGUUGCAGCUCAGGAGAGAAACAGAGACCUUGCUUGUCAGAGAAAGGGAGAGGAUGAACAAGGUAAAGAUUCAGCUGGAAACUCUUGAAGAUGAACGUGAUGAUAUGCGUCUGAAGGCUGAGGAGUUCGAGAGCAAGUACAAUGGGGAGAUGACUCUCAGGAGAGAAUCUGAGGCUGCGCUGGAUAAAGAAAUCAAAGAGUUGGAAGGACUGAAGCUACAGUUUGAAACCUACAAAACAGAGGAAGAGAACCUUACUUCACAGGUGAGAGCUUGGCAGGACAAGUGCGAGCAAGAGUCGAGUCUUAGAAACGAAACAGAGGUUGCACUCUCUAAAGAAAAACUAGGGCUUGAGGUAGUCAACGGACUAUUCGAUAUGAUAAACAGAGAAGCAGAUGCUAUUCGAGAAGAGAGGGACAAAGCUCUCCAAACAGCAAAAGAGCUAAUGGAAAAACGUCAACCUCCACCAUCGUUUUCCUGCCCUAUCACACAGGAGGUCAUGAAAGAUCCACAAUUGGCUGCAGAUGGAUUCACAUACGAAGCCCAAGCUAUUAAGAAAUGGUUUAUCACAGGUCACCAGACGUCGCCAAUGACAAAUCUCAGACUUUCACAUCUCAACCUUGUCCCUAACCGGGCUCUCCGCUCUGCGAUUGAGGAGUUGGAUUAA
Messenger RNA from Capsella rubella, 1296 nucleotides. Its product is annotated as putative U-box domain-containing protein 58. Lineage: Eukaryota; Viridiplantae; Streptophyta; Magnoliopsida; Brassicales; Brassicaceae. The record is from RefSeq and is a predicted model, not a curated record. Bases 22 to 1296 code for a protein of 424 amino acids. Gene Ontology annotation, biological process: protein ubiquitination. The transcript is spliced from 4 exons. Gene Ontology annotation, molecular function: ubiquitin-protein transferase activity.